CUCAAUCAGUGUUGGUCGAUGCCAAUUCAUUAAAAAUUGAUUCCGAUAAGUCGUCUCCAUUCCACUUAUAACUAAUUGAAAUGACGACAGUAAUCUCGGGGUGUUAAGUGACAUCGACAAAAAACCGUUCAUCGAGGAGGCAGAACGGCUGCGCAUCAUCCACAAACGGGAGCAUCCAGAUUACAAAUACCAACCGCGCAGACGCAAACAGAACAAGCAGCAUGAGAACCCUGGCGGGAUGCACCAUCAGCAUCAUCAUCCUUUGGUAUUCUCAAGAGGUCUUAAGCAGGAAGAAUCUCCUUGCAGUCCUCGAAGUCGCAGUAGUACCUCUCCUUCAACGUGUUCAUCGCAACCAAAUAGCCCGGCUCAACAUGUGCAAAUGAUCAAAAGUACUACUUGUUCUGGUGUGGAUCAACAUCAUCCUGCUAUGGACGGAAUUAGUGGGUAUGCUGACAAAGGAUAUCAACGCAUUCCAGAAAUUGAUCCAGCCUACAUCCCUGACGACUGCCUGGACAGCAACGACCUGGACCAGUACCUCCCCUCCGAGAGUCAGUUCCAGUCGUACCAACAGGCUUUUAUCAAACACUCACAGGAAGAAGACAACAACAAUCACAAGAACAAACGAUUGUGCGGGGGAGGGGGAGAAGUGGUACAGCAUCAGGCUGGGGAAAUGUGCGAUGAGGGGUUCGGGAGGUACCAGGACAUGCAGACUGGGAGUAACAGUGGAAGUAGCCCAGCCUCGGUGAAAACGGAGAGAUAUCUCCAUCACCAAAACUCCACGAGUAUGUACCCGUACUCACCAGUUAGUUCGACGUACUAUACGGGUAACGGGCACCAAUACCUGCCAUCCUACCAGUACCUGCCCCAAAGGACGAUGUUCAGUGGAUCGACAACUAUCACAAACUACACCUCGUCCACAGUUGAAACUAACAGUAACGAACAUUGGGGGCCUUAUAGUAUGUAAAAGCGGAAACUUUAGUUUCAAUUUUAGCACAAACCUCAUUUUCUAAGCAAGAACUGAGGAGUGCUUGAGAUGUCGGAGUAGAGAAAGAAGUUAUAAUAAAGGGUGCCCCUUAUCCCGCCUUUACCAUAUCGGUUCACGGGGCCUGUACGCAGGGCUCCGGCUUAAUAGAGCGGCCCAAAAUGCCCAAAAAUCAAACAAAAUUGCCAAAAAGAUGUGUUAGUGAACAUUUACGUCCCAACAACGUAAUUUUCAUGGAAAAAAUGAGGAUGACAAUAAAUAAAUUCUCAGGUCUCUACAUAAUAUAAAAUGUUUAAGUAAUUGAAAAUGGUGCCAGUGUAUUCCAAAAUAAUAUACUUAUACCUUAUGCCUUAUGGGACACCCUUUAUGUACGAAACUGUGCCUUCAGGUUUUAAACGUUGGAACGUCGAAUGAACACAAAAAUUCGAAAACUGCUACUUAAGGUCGAAAAACCUGAAACUGGACAAAAGUACCUAAAUGAUAAGUUGUUCACCGAAUACCAGACUACGUUCUUAAACAACUUUUUUUUAUUUUCCCGAUUUCAAAUUCUUGUUUGAAUUUAAACGUUGUGUUCAUAAGUUCGUAUUAAUGAUGAAAAUGGGCAUUCUCAUGUACAAACAUUUUUUUUGAAUCGUUAUACUAGAUAAGUUUAAGUUAUGAAAAAUGACCUGCCAAUAUGAACUUCAAUCCAUGACAAAGCGACCAUGACAAAAAUUAUUAGUUUAUGUAUCAUUUAAAACAUGGAGCUUGCCUCCAUGGUAUUACUGUUGAUUUUACAAUCUUAUUCUCAAAAUGCACUGUUUUAAGUGUAACCUGUAUAUAGUUCUAGUUAGAUCUAGCAAUCGUAAGUUUCUUUUAAGCACUAUAUUUACCUUAUAAUACAUGUUAUUUAAAAAGUUGUUUUUAUUUUACGC
Acanthoscelides obtectus is the source of this 1896-nucleotide messenger RNA. NCBI's taxonomy places the organism in Eukaryota, Metazoa, Arthropoda, Insecta, Coleoptera, Chrysomelidae. The record is from the annotation of a GenBank genome assembly.